Molecule: messenger RNA, 648 nt
Organism: Rotaria socialis
Lineage: Eukaryota; Metazoa; Rotifera; Eurotatoria; Philodinida; Philodinidae
Source: the annotation of a GenBank genome assembly
AUGAGUAAUUUAUCAUUACACGACGAGAAUGAUUCUAAUCCUAGCACAGUGAAACAACACUCGAAAUAUCAAAAUAUGUUCGAUUACUCACUAUCUACACCAUGGCAUCGAAUAACAGCUGAGCCAUAUUCCAGACAACUUAAUAAAAAGCACAAACUUCUUAAACAUCCAUUUCUAAUUCAAUGGAAUCCAAUGGACACAGCUGAACACCGUAGAAAUCAUAAUCAUAACAUCUAUACAUUGAUGCCUUCAUCAAAUCAACGAUCAUCAAGUACGCGUCCAUCGAGAAGAAUAGAAAAUAAUGCACGAUUACAAACUGUUCGAUCAACAAGUACAACUAAUCGACCAUUCACUUUUGUUCUUACUAAUAAUUCUGAAUUGUUGCGACAUACUCGUGCAUUUCAAUUCCCGGUAAACUAUAAUAAUUUAUCUUCACAGAUUAUACAUCAAAGACAGACAACAAAUCCAACUCAAAAUGGUGCAAACAACAACAACAAUAAUAAUGAUAAUAUUCGUGAACAAUUACUAAAUAAUCUCUUACGACUUGAAUUACAAGAUGUAGCUCGUGAUUAUCUAUCUCGAACAUCGCGACCUUAUCCACUUCAAUAUGUAUAUGAUAUGUCCGAUAUUGAAACACAGCAACCGUAA